Messenger RNA from Gossypium raimondii (Peruvian cotton), 2188 nucleotides. Its product is annotated as pentatricopeptide repeat-containing protein At3g59040. Gene Ontology annotation, molecular function: protein binding. The transcript is spliced from 7 exons. Lineage: Eukaryota; Viridiplantae; Streptophyta; Magnoliopsida; Malvales; Malvaceae. The record is from RefSeq and is a predicted model, not a curated record. Bases 249 to 2009 code for a protein of 586 amino acids.
GAUAAUUCUCCUUUUAUUAACUUCCGAGAUAAAUUUGAAGAAAUUAUAAAGUUGAAACAAAUUAAUACAAGUUGGAUAUCUUGUAAUAUAAAUUUUCUUUUUUCUUUUUGGUUUAUCUAUUUAUAUUAAAGUAGAGAUGGAUAUAUCCCAAAUUUCAUGUUUCCCUCAAAAUAUCUAACCAUUUUUAUGUAGAGAUUUGAACGUUUGUACUUCUAUCUUUGUUCCACCUCUUUAGUCGACGAGCAGUAAUGGAGGCAUCCCAUUCUUCUUCUUCUUCUAUAUAUGGCUCCGGGCUUCACCAAAACUUGUUCAGACGCUCGCCACUGGUUUCCGCCAUGCCCCUGAAUUCCCGACUUUCAUUUCCCACAACUCUUGUGGCAAACCCUCUUCCACCGAAGCUUUAUUUCUCUACUAAACAUGCAAUUCUUAGAGUUGGACAAUCCCCAAGGUUGCUCAAAAUAGAUGGUAAUAAUCCUUUAGUUGGAGUAAUCUCAAUGGGAAUGUUGGCUCCAAGAAAGUUUUUUAAGAAGAGGAAGAAAGUGGAACAUUUCAAAGAUGCAGCUGAUGAAGCUAAACAGAAGAGCUGGAGGAGACUAAUGCAGGAAAUUGAGGACACAGGUUCUGCUUCUACAGUACUUAGACGCCAACGGACUAAUGACCAAUCUCUUUCUAAAGACUUGGUUUUAGGCACUUUGGUUAGAUUUAAGCAGAUGAAAAAAUGGCACUAUGUUAGUGAGAUUCUUGAGUGGCUUCGAGAUCAGAGCUGGUGGGACUUCAGUGAAAUGGACUUCCUGAUGCUUAUAACAGCAUACGGAAAGCAAGGGGACUUUAACAAGGCUGAGAAAAUUUUGAGCUUUAUGAAUAAAAAGUGUUUUGUACCAAGUGUUGUAUCACAUACUGCUCUUAUGGAGGCUUAUGGGAAAGGAGGUCGAUACAAUAAUGCUGAAGCCAUUUUUAGAAGGAUGCAGUCUUCAGGCCCUGAACCUUCUGCUGUGACAUAUCAAAUAAUCCUUAAAAUACUAGUUGAGGGGAACAAAUUUAAGGAAGCCGAAGAAGUUUUUGAGACACUUUUGGAUGAGGAAAAAUCUCCUUUGAAGCCUGACCAAAAAAUGUUUCACAUGAUGAUUUAUAUGUAUAAGAAGGCUGGGAGUUAUGAGAAGGCCCGUAAACUAUUUGCGCUGAUGGCUGAACGAGGAGUUAAGCAAUCCACAGUCACUUACAAUAGUCUUAUGUCAUUUGAAACUAAUUACAAGGAAGUGUCAAAGAUAUAUGAUCAGAUGCAAAGAGCUGGUCUUCACCCUGACGUGGUGAGUUAUGCCUUGCUCAUUAAUGCUUAUGGCAAAGCCAGGAGGGAAGAGGAAGCAUUGGCUGUUUUUGAGGAAAUGUUGGAUGCUGGAAUCAGGCCUACCCGUAAGUCCUAUAAUAUUUUGCUUGAUGCAUUUGCAAUCUCGGGAAUGGUGGAGCAAGCUCGGACUGUUUUCAAAAGCAUGAGAAGAGACAGAUAUACCCCUGACAUUUGUUCUUAUACAACUAUGCUAUCAGCUUAUGUCAAUGCAUCUGAUAUGGAGGGUGCUGAAAAAUUCUUCACAAGACUGAAACGAGAUGGACUUAAACCCAAUAUUGUCACAUACGGGACACUGAUGAAAGGGUAUGCUAAGGUAAAUAGUCUCGAGAAGAUGAUGGAGACAUAUGAAGAAAUGCGAUUAAGCAGUAUCAAAGCGAAUCAAACCAUCUUCACAACUCUCAUGGAUGCAUACGGAAAGAAUAGGGAUUUUGGUAGUGCUGUUGUUUGGUACAAAGAAAUGGGAUCUUAUGGUGUUCCACCCGAUCAGAAAGCGAAAAACAUCCUUUUGUCUUUGGCAACAACUGCAGAUGAACAAAAGGAGGCAAAACAACUUGUAGGGUGCAUGGAGACUAAGGUGAAUGGAUUUUCGAGGCUUCUUGAUGAAGAAGAUUACAAUGAUGAUAUAGAGGAGGCCAUAUUGUAUGAAAAAAUGGGUCGAUUAUAGUUUCUUAAUUAGUGAUUGUUAUCAAGAAAAGCAAGCAAUUUAUACAUACUGGGAUACUCUUUGAUAUGUCCUGGAAUUUUGUCUACUGGUAGUAUACUCAGCUAUGAAAAUAUAUAUCACAGUUAAUGUAGAAUUUUUGGCCGAAUAUCAGGGUUGUUAUACGUAGCAAGUUAUAAUUA